Molecule: messenger RNA, 1768 nt
Organism: Pseudogymnoascus destructans
Lineage: Eukaryota; Fungi; Ascomycota; Leotiomycetes; Thelebolales; Thelebolaceae
Exons: 5
Coding region: 619-1497 (292 amino acids)
Biological process (GO): septin cytoskeleton organization; endocytosis; fungal-type cell wall organization
Cellular component (GO): cell cortex; membrane raft; plasma membrane
Source: RefSeq, a predicted model, not a curated record
CCAGAUCUCGCUGCGCUCCAAUUCGGCCAUUCCCUGCUUUCCUCGAGACACCUGUGAGACAGCAACCUUCCCCCGUCCGGCAAAGCGGCUGUCCCUCUCACUCGUUCCAGCCAGCCAUCUAGCCAACUUUCCAGUCUUCUAGCGGCCCUUUCAUCCCAUGGAGUCUCACACAGUCUCGCAUCGUAGGCGUCAUGGUUGACUUCCGCACCACGCCAUUAUCUCAUAGCUCGACGCUAUGUCUGCCUCGGUGAUGCAAGAGGGAGCACGGGGAGGUCGUGGAAACAGGCCUCGUUGUAAGGCGAAAUGGGCGGGGGAUGGGCGGGAAAAGUGGUUGUCGUCAUGCGAUGAUAUCAGAGGUCCGCACUUACGUUGUCGGUACGUUUAUUACGAGAAGUGGGAUGUUUGUGGGGGAAUUUUUGAAGGCUUAAGUAUCAGCACACCCUCGUUUUGCUUCCCUUUGACCUUGCUACUUCCUCUUGGUUGAUUCUAAAACUUUGCUGCGGAAGCUUAAUAUUUGUCACCUCACGAUCACGGUCCAGUAACCACUUCCCGGGCUCUACAAGAAAGAAAUUCGAACCCCAGCGCAACCCGACUACAGACUUCCCCCAAAUCUCAAAAAUGGCAGGCGCGGGAAAGCGUGGCAUUCUCGGGGCCGUAUCAUGGAUCUUCCUAGCCGGCGCCCUGGUGAUGCUGUGGCUGGUGGUCCUCUCGGGCGUCACGCACCAAACGCCGCUGAACAAGAUCUGGUUCCUGCGCGCCGACACGUCGGGCAUCGCCGACGCACGACCUAUUUCCCAGUGGACGUUCUGGCAUGUCUGUGGGGACCAUAACGACAAUUGCGGGGCCUCGGUUCCGGCUCUGCCGCUGGGGUAUGCGUGGAGAGGAAACUCGAAUGGUGCGCCUGCGGCGCUGGUCGGAUCUCACGGCCAUGAUACUACGUCCAAGUACUACUACUACAUGUGGCGCUUCGGAUGGGUUUUCUUUUUCAUCGCGUUCAUCUUUGCCAAUUUGGCUGCUCUGAGCGGUUUCCUGUCGUGCCUCCGCUUGGUCGCUGGUGCGACCGGUCUGCUCACUCUCGCUGCGACAUUCUGCCUAUGCUUAGCCGCCUGCUUGAUGACCGCCGUAUUCGUCAAAGCCCGCGACCGCUUCCAGGACGAAGGCCGCAGCGCCAGCGUCGGCCGCUACGCAUUCGCCUUCACCUGGUCCUCCCUAGUGCUGCUCUUCGUCUCCGCCUGCCUGUUCCUGGGCGGGGUCCUGAUCGGUCGCAAGAAGCGCGACACGGGCACCAACGCCAAGGAGACGGCGUACAAUGACAACGUCGGGUAUCCGCCGGGAAACCAGGGGUUCGCGACCGAUAAUGUCCAGUCGGGGUAUACGACCACUGUGCCGCAGCGGACGGAUAUUAUUCGUGAGCAGGUGCCGGAGCCGACGACGGCGAGGAGCGGGCAGAGGAUGAGGGGCUUGUUCCCGAGGUAUAGGGAGGCGUCGCUGGUAUAGGGUGUUGGGUCAACGACUUGACGACUCGACGACUCGACGACGGGGACGACUGGAAGGGGCGAUCGGCAGGGGCAAUAAACAAUACGGGGAAAGAAGAGGGCGGCGACAAGAUGUAAUAUUAACUGGAGGCCAGGGGGAGGGUUAAAAGAAAGACGAGAGAGAAAAAGUAUGCUGUUGAUAGUACAGCGAUUUAAUAGGUUCGCUCAGGGCGUGUUGUGUGUUGGCGUUCCAAUAUGCCUAGUUUUUAGCUUAAGUUUGCAUACAUUGCCCG